AUGAAGAAGCGGACGACGACUCGCAAACUCUCCUCCUCUUCUUCUUCUUCUUCUUCUUCUCUCGUCGUUGUCAUCUUCGGAGCGUUCCUUUUCCUCUCUUCUUCUUCUUCUUCGUAUGCUCCCGUCGCCGUCGCGGAAAAGGAGGAUCCAACGACAACAACGUCAACAUCAUCACAACUGCGCUCGAAUUCCAAAUGCAUCGACCGUGGGUACGACCCGAACGUGGUGCGCUGCGACUACUGCCGCGUCGCACUGAAAGACGCGCUGGGAGAAAACGACUACCAAAACCAGUUCGUGAGCGAGUGCUUGGAGUGUUGCAAAGAGAACGACGAGGAUGAAAACGACGAUGCGUUUAAUGGUGUCAAAUUCGAUCGCGCGACGAUAACGGCGUGCUCGUGA
This is a messenger RNA of Bathycoccus prasinos, 399 nucleotides long. RefSeq lists its product with no specific name. NCBI's taxonomy places the organism in Eukaryota, Viridiplantae, Chlorophyta, Mamiellophyceae, Mamiellales, Bathycoccaceae. The transcript has a single exon. The record is from RefSeq and is a predicted model, not a curated record. Bases 1 to 399 code for a protein of 132 amino acids.